Molecule: messenger RNA, 5346 nt
Organism: Hippopotamus amphibius kiboko
Lineage: Eukaryota; Metazoa; Chordata; Mammalia; Artiodactyla; Hippopotamidae
Gene: XKRX
Product: XK related X-linked
Exons: 3
Coding region: 1166-2515 (449 amino acids)
Cellular component (GO): membrane
Source: RefSeq, a predicted model, not a curated record
GUGGAGUCUGCUGCUGUUGGGGAAGAGGAAUGCUGUGGCUCGCUCCAGGAUCCCGGGGUCGUGAUGAGAAGUGCUUCUGAAGGUUGGCCCAAGCCCCUUUUUGUCGCGCCUCUAUGCACUGAGCCUCUUUCAUCUGCCCGCCCUGGAUCUCGCAGGCUGGUUUUGUUUGGCCCCAGCUGUCUCUCCUAUUUUGCCCACCCCGCCAUCGGUGCCUUCGUUCUUGAAGCCACCGACCUCUCACAGCUGGAAGUGCGGGCCAGGCAGGACCCCUGCUACAGACAGCGCCCAAGAGUUUGGCGACAUCCGGCCGGCCGGGUUGGCACCCCGCACUUCGUGUUUUUCGCUAGCAAAGUUUCUCGGUGGAAGAGAAGCCCCUCCAGCUUUCUCUUGAUCCUGUAGCGGGCGCGCGCUCCGCUUCUCUCCCCUCCGCUUCUCUCCCCAGUGACCGCGCUCCGGAACGGGGUUGUGGCUUUGCUCCUGCUGCUGGCCUGGCUGCCUUGCGGGCGGAGCUUGGGGAAUCCGAGGAGCCGGCGCGAGAACCCUCUACUAAGCGCGAGUCCGGAGAGAGCGCCGGCGAGCAGGCGAGCUAAUAGCCACAGCCUAGCAUUAGCUAGGGUGCCUGCACACUGAACUGAAUCCCCGAAGGGACGCUCAGGCUGCGCCCCGUCUUCUGUCCUGGCUCAGUUCUCGGCUGACUUGAGAGAGCAUACUGGUCAGGGCUCCUCGAAAGAAGCUGCUGAGUGUCGGUGCCCCCAACAGAGUGGCUACCCCCCUGCCUGGGGGGCUGCGAAAGGCAGAGCCGCCACAGAAACAGCUAUUCCCAUGGCUCUUGACGCGCCUGGCACUGGACCCCGGGCUGGGCGCUAAGAUGCUUGCUUUUGUCUUGUCCAAGUUCCACAGCACGUAUGUUGACGAUUGGAAUCCUGGGCCAAUUAAGAGUCAAGUCUCAAAGUGGUACUCCUGGGCUCUUCAUUCCAGACUCCAACACGUCUAAUUUGAGACUAGAACAGAGCGGUCUCCUGCUCUAACUAGUGGAUCUCCGUUCUGGAAUUGGACUUGACAGUUCUCUUCACAAAUACUUGGACUGCAGUGGCUAUAAGGUUCUUUUGGGGGGUGGGGAUGGGAGUGCUCUGAAGACCAGCCCACAACACUCAGGACCUCAACAAUGGACCGAGUUUUUGAAAUUCCUGAGGAGCCAAACGUGGAGCCGAUAUCCUCUCUGGAGGAAGAUGUCAUCCAUGGGGCCAACCCCCGAUUUACCUUUCCAUUUGGCAUCCUCUUCUCCACGUUCUUGUACUGUGGGGAGGCAGCAUCUGCCUUGUACAUGGUUAGAAUCUAUCGGAAGAAUAGUGAAACCUACUGGAUGACAUACACCUUUUCCUUCUUUAUGUUUUCAUCCAUUAUGGUCCAGUUGACCCUCAUUUUUGUCCACAGAGAUCUUGCCAAAGACAAGCCGCUAUCAUUGUUUAUGCAUCUGAUCCUCUUGGGACCUGUUAUCAGAUGUUUGGAGGCCAUGAUUAAGUACUUCACACUGUGGAAGAAAGAGGGGCAGGAGGAGCCCUAUGUCAGCCUCACCCGCAAGAAGAUGCUAAUAAAUGGCGAGGAGGUGCUGACAGAAUGGGAGGUGGGCCACUCCAUCCGGACCUUGGCUAUGCACCGCAAUGCCUACAAGCGUAUGUCACAGAUCCAAGCCUUCCUGGGCUCAGUGCCCCAGCUGACCUAUCAGCUCUAUGUGACCCUGAUCUCUGCAGAGGUCCCCUUGGGUAGAGCUGUGCUAAUGGUCUUUUCCCUGAUAUCUGUCACCUAUGGGGCUACCCUCUGCAAUAUGUUGGCUAUCCAGAUCAAGUACGAUGAAUACAAGAUUCGCCUUGGGCCACUAGAAGUCCUGUGCAUCACCAUUUGGCGGACAUUGGAGAUCACCUCCCGCCUUGUGAUUCUCGUGCUCUUUUCAGCCACCUUGAAAUUGAAGGCUGUGCCCUUCUUAUUGCUGAACUUCCUGAUCAUCUUCUUUGAGCCUUGGGUUAAGUUCUGGAGGAGUGGUGCCCAGAUGCCCAGUAACAUUGAGAAAAAUUUCAGCCGGGUUGGCACCCUGGUGGUAUUGAUUUCUGUUACCACCCUCUAUGCUGGCAUCAACUUCUCUUGCUGGUCAGCUUUGCAGUUGAAGUUAGCAGACAGGGACCUUGUUGAGAAAGGUCAGAACUGGGGACAUAUGGGCCUGCACUAUAGUGUGAGAUUGGUAGAGAAUGUGAUCAUGGUCUUGGUUUUUAAGUUCUUUGGAGUGAAAGUGUUACUGAAUUACUGUCAUUCCUUGAUUGCCUUGCAGCUCAUUAUUGCCUAUCUGAUUUCCAUUGGCUUCAUGCUCCUUUUCUUCCAGUACUUGCACCCAUUGCGCUCACUCUUCACCCACAAUGUAGUGGACUACCUCUGCUGUGUCUGCUGCCACCGGCACCCUCGGGGCAGGGUUGAGAACUCAGAGCCAUCCGUUGAUGCUGAAGCAAGGGAAAGCACUGUCUGAUUCUAUCUGUUGGGUAUUUGGGGAUGGGUUGGGGGUUGCCAAGAACAACUGUGAAAUUGAAGGAGGUGAUGAGGCUCAUGGGUGAGUACCCACCAGGACAUCUUUAUGAGUUUUAUGUAAGCCUAUCAGAAGAAAGAGCAGCCCCCAAAUAGAUUUGAUUUCCUUAAGAUUGACUGCUAUGUUUGGAUACCAAGGUAACCACUGGGUACCCGGAAGGGUCAGAGAUAUCAUUCACAUUCCUCCCACACAGGUCAGCUGUCUGGCUGCCCUAUGAGAUAACUUACCUCUAUGCACCUAAGGCUCUCUGUGACCUUUAAGCUCUGCUCAUUUGCUUGAGCAUUACUGAGCUUUCUGUGGGCUGAACUGAAUGGCCCAGAAUCCCACCAGAAUAUAUCCUGACUAAUCAGAGGAUGUGACUACUUACCAGCUAUGGGUACCUCCCAGGAAACAGUCUAAUGUGAAACAUGUAACUGUGAACGUGGCUGGAGUCUUUUAAUUCCAAUGAGAAACACUGAUUAAGCGGAAAGCCCCCACUAUUAAAAGAGCUGCUCCCCAAAUGAGUUAGCUCUCCAUUAGGACUUUACUAGUGAUCAUUCAUCAAGGAUCUUUGUUUUCAAUGGCCCUUCAAAGACAUACUCUGAGGAGGGAGUACAGAGUAGGAUUCCUUCAAGGCAUAAAGCAGAAUGACUCUUUAUCUCAGGGACCUGCAGGGGCCUCCAGUGUGUUGAGUGGAGUGGUUGAAUCAAAGCUCUCACUUCAUGCCUCCUUAUCAGGGAUUCCCUCCAACCUGGCUUUUCUGUGCUCUUUGACCAACAUUGAUGGAAAUCUCAGAGAAGCUGAACUGUGAUUGAAAAUGCUUCUAAUGUGUGGAAGAAAUGAAGAUUGCUUUGUGUCUCCUACUAUCCUGAGUAUUCUGUUGAUUUAUUUUUUUUAGGGGAGAGAGAUGUAGUAAUAGCUAGGACAUCACCUUUAUGUUGCUUGGGGUUGGGAGAGUGGCUAACACUCCAAGGUAGAGUGGAGGCAGAGGGGGGAAACCAGGUCAUGUUAAAUCAUCAUCUGCCCACAGGAUUUUAUUUUCUAAUAAGGAGCAUGUCCUUAUCAACCAUCUGCUCAUUCCCACACCUCCAGUGGGUGAAUGCAGGUCUCCCUUCCUUAUGUAUCUUAAUGUUUAUAUCUCAUAUGAGUUGGAUAUUUUGAUGAGAAUGUCAGCUGCAUGUCUCUAAAGUCACCAAGGAAUUGAAGUUACUGUGGCCACUGCCUAUUGGGACCGAGUAUCCCAGCAUUUACCUAACUAAUGCUUGCCUGUUACAGACCAGGAAAGUGAGAAAAAGUCCUAGUAGCAUGUACCAGUUGUGCCCACCACGAUGCUGUGAGGAAUUGUUAACAGUCUAACCUAAGGCUUUUCAUUCUCGUCCAGUUUUACUCUUGGGAUCAUGUUAAGAAUUCAUCUUUAGCCAUUUCCCCUCCUCUUAUCCAGUGUCAGGACAUUAUGGUGGAAGAGCUCCCUCUUCUAACUAGCAGGGCUAUGAGCCAGAAUUGUCCUAGUUCCUGACAUGCCUAGUGUGGUUUUCCCAUCUUCAACCACUGUUUGGGGCUAAAAGGAUUGGAUACUAAUUUGGGGGAGAGUAAAGUGACUUGCUUUGGAGCAGUGGAGAUUUCCUUUUUCAACCUAAGUCCCUCAUUCCUCAUCCUCAUUUUUCAUAAUGGAGAUGUAGGUUGUUAUCAUAAAAAGCACACACUGCUGUCCUCUGACUGUUAUUCAGGUGAAUCUGAAAGAAAUAAUCUACCAAACCUCCAGAAGAACACACUGCCUCUUUGGAAUUCAAGCAAGAAUUUCUCCCUAGUGGUUAAUGUGCCUUCCAUUAAGAGCAAGAGCAGUGUGGAACUAUAAUUUGGUCCAUAAAAGCCAUGUGAGUCAGCUACUUAAGGGUCAGGUGCUAUGAGAACAUAGAGACACACAGUGAGCAAGGCAAGCCAAUUAGAGCUGGAGUGGAGAUACACAUGGCAGAAAAAUGUGCCUCCCGCUGGACCAGGCAUAUUUUCCCCCACGUAUCCUCUCCAGCCUCAGUGACUUAAUAUCCCAGGAAUGCAGGGAGUUUAGGGUAAGGAGUGUGGACCAAGUUCCACCUGAAAAACCUGCUGCUCUUACCUACAGAGAAGAGACACUAGUGAUACAUUAUACAAAUGAAGCUUCAGAACCUCCUAUAGGUGGUGGCCUUUCUGUUCCACAGCAAUCUUACGGAUACACACGAGAUGAAGAAAUUGUGGGAUAUAGGGGUAGCGCAGAGAAAAGUGCUCCUUUCCAUCCGCAGACACUUCAUUAAUUGACUGCUCUCUUUUUACCUUCUGAAAUCUUAAAGCCACACAGUGUACAUUUGUAGGGGCAAGUCUAACUGAGUGGCAGAGGAGGCAGAAAUGGGGCCAGCAAAUGGGUCUUGGAGUGCAGAAUCACAGUGUUUGGGGGCAAAUGCUAGGCUGUUGUAACAACUAUCCUCAUGUCAUUAGAAAUUCAGUAGGCUAAGUAUGGGCAAAUGAACGUAUUAAGGAAACGUAUUAAAUAAACUAAUGGUUGUCAAUUUCAUUUGCUUCACAAAUUCUUUAAAGACUAUGGGCAUAGAACCAUGAGACACUGUAGGAUAAUUAAAUACUAGCUAAUAUUUAUGAACACUAUAUGCAUUAUUUCAUUCAAUCCUCACAACAACUCUUAUGAGGGUAGGUACUGCUAUUCCGCAUUUUAUACAUGAAGAUUCUAAGUCAUAGAAAAGUGAAGUGACCUACCUAAGGUCACAGAGAGCGUCAGAGCCAAGAUUCAGUCUUGAUAUACUCUUGAU